Messenger RNA from Canariomyces notabilis, 4800 nucleotides. RefSeq names its product Sec7-domain-containing protein. The transcript has 8 exons. Gene Ontology annotation, biological process: regulation of ARF protein signal transduction. Lineage: Eukaryota; Fungi; Ascomycota; Sordariomycetes; Sordariales; Chaetomiaceae. The record is from RefSeq and is a predicted model, not a curated record. The coding region runs from base 1 to 4800 and encodes 1599 amino acids. Gene Ontology annotation, molecular function: guanyl-nucleotide exchange factor activity.
AUGAGUCGAGAUGUCCAGCAUGCCCCACCAAUGGACCCGGUUCUGCCAGCGAGACCCGGGACGCCGCCUCCUCGACGGACCUUGGCAACUUCCUCGCGCAUGCAGUAUCGGAGCCGUCCUGUGUCGGUAGCCGUUGACCCCGUGUCUCUCGUCAUAUCUGAGUGCAUAGCCAUCUCUUCGGCUCUCCAGAAACAUGCCCGCUCGCCGCAUUCGUCCGUGUCGGCCAUCCUCGGCGGCAGCCCCAACCUAAUCCAGCUCGUGCCUCCGGGUCCCGGGACCCGCCGCGACCGCAAGUCCUCGGCAACCGAUCCGCUUGGAGACACUUCGAGCGACGUGGCUACGAAUCGGUGGGGGUUAAGGGGGAAGAAGGGCAAGAGCAUGCAGGACAAUCCCCUGAUUUCGGGCUUUGGGAGGUUGCGCCAGGAGCUGGCAGGCGUCAAAGACAUCCACAAGUUCGAUUCCUUGGUGCUGUUAUACCCGUUCCUGCAAAUCAUUCAAGCCAAGGGCACCGCUGCGCCCGUCACGGUCCUCGCUCUGCGAGCCAUCCAAAAGUUCCUAGCCUACGGCUUUAUCGCCCCCAUCUCGCCUCGAUUUGCCCUCGCCAUGCAGUCCUUGUCUGCCGCGAUUACGCACUGCCAGUUCGACAUCAGCGACCCGGCCCAGGAGGAAGUGGUCCUGCUCAUGAUCUUACACUUGAUGGAGGAUAUGAUGUCGGGACCGGGAGGCGAUAUUCUGAGCGACGAAAGCGUGUGCGACAUGAUGGGGCGCGGUCUGACCAUCUGCUCACGCCCGCGCUUCUCAGAGGUGCUGCGCCGGACAGCCGAGGCAUCCAUGGUGCGGAUGGUGCAGAUCAUCUUCGAGGAUCUGAAACAUCUUGAGGAAGAGGCUGGUGAGGAAAGCGAGGCGCUGGACCGCCAGACAAGCGGAGACAUGAAUAAUGUCAAGAUGGACCCGGAAACUAACGGUACCGGUGUACUUGCUUCAGGGGAGCAGCAGAACGAAGCUAGCGAAGCUCCCGAGCCCUCUGUGGAGCCAAGGCGGUCAUCAAGCUCGGAGAAGGCUGGCAGCGCUUCGGCCGCCCCUGCGAGCGCGAGCGCCAGGGCAAGCGCGGAUGCCGGACGACCGAGCACAAGUUCUGUUACUGACAGCUCCGAAUCGGUCGAUCUCCGCCCUUACUCUCUUCCCUCUGUGCGGGAGCUCUUCCGCGUGCUGGUGAGCUUCCUGGAUCCUCACGACCGGAAACACCCUGAUCAGAUGAGAGUCAUGGCUCUGCGCAUCAUCCAUGUCGCGCUGGAAGUGGCAGGGCCCUCAAUCGCCCGCCAUCCUGCGCUGGCGACUAUCGCGGAGGAUCAGCUGUGUUGCUAUCUUUUCCAGCUCGUCCGGUCCGACAACAUGGCUGUGUUGCAAGAAGCGCUGAUUGUAGCGAGCACGCUGCUCUCAACAUGCAGAGGAGUUCUCAAGCUGCAACAGGAGCUGUAUCUGUCGUAUCUUGUAGCUUGCCUUCACCCCGCUGUGGAAAUUCCCCGAGAGCCAGGGAUCGACCCAAGCCUCUACUCGGGCAUCCCGCAGUCCCCAAAGCUGGUUAAGCCUUCCCCGUCACAAGCCAGCAGUGGCCGCUCCACCCCCGUGGCUGUUAAGGACCGUCAGAAACUCGGUCUGGAGGGCAGCGCUCGCAAACCCGAUGCAAGACAGGCAAUGGUUGAAAAUAUUGGCGUCUUGGCGCGCAUGCCUACGUUCAUGGUUGAACUCUUUGUCAACUACGACUGCGACGAAGAUCGCGCGGAUCUGUGCGAAGAUCUGGUUGGCCUGUUAUCGAGGAAUGCGCUUCCCGACUCGGCCACCUGGAGCACGACGAGCGUUCCGCCGCUCUGCCUUGAUGCCCUUCUACGCUUCAUACAGUUUAUAGCGGAGAGACUAGAUCAGACACCCGAGACGGAUGGAUACCCUGACCCGGAAAUGCUGAGGGAGAGGAGGCGCAGGAAAAGGCUCAUCAUCAAGGGUACCACCAUGUUCAACGAGAACCCUAAGGGCGGCCUUGCCUAUCUCCAAGAAAAGGCCGUGAUUGACAAUGCCAGCGAUCCGCAGUGCGUCGCCAAGUUCUUGAAAGGGACGUCGAGGAUCAAUAAAAAGAUCCUAGGCGAAUUCCUGUCGAAGAAGGGCAACGAAGCGAUCCUGGAUGCCUUCAUGGACCAAUUCGAUUUCACCGGCAAGCGGGUAGACGAGGCUCUUCGAGUUGUUCUAGAAACGUUCCGUCUCCCUGGCGAGUCGCCGUUGAUUGAGCGCAUUGUCACCUCCUUUUCGGAAAAAUACUGCGCCAGCUCGGUCCCUGAAGGCGUGGCAAACAAGGACUCUGUCUUUAUCCUCACAUAUGCCAUCAUCAUGCUAAAUACUGAUCAGCAUAACCCCACGAUUAAAAACCAGGCCCGCAUGGCCUAUGCCGACUUCUCCCGCAACCUUAGGGGCCAGAACGGUGGUCAGGACUUCCCGCCUGACUAUCUUCAGGACAUCUUCGACGCAAUCAAAACCAACGAGAUCAUCCUCCCAGAUGAGCAUGACAACAAGCGCGCGUUUGACUAUGCCUGGAAGGAGCUGCUGCUCAAGACCGAGUCAGCUGGCCCACUUGUGCUCUGCGACACCAACAUCUACGACGCAGACCUGUUCGCCACGACCUGGAAUCCCAUCGUUUCAUGUCUCUUCUUCGUGUUCAUGUCAGCUACUGAUGAUACGGUCUAUGCCCGCGUCAUUACUGGCUUCGACGAGUGUGCGCGGAUUGCGACCAAGUACGGCAACUCGGAGGCGCUGGACGAGAUCAUCUACCGGCUCUCGUACAUCUCGACGCUAAGCAGCGAGACCCUCUCCAAUACGUCCCUCAAUACCGAGGUGCAGGUUGGCGACAACAGCGUCAUGGUAAGCGAGCUGGCCGUCAAGUUUGGCAGAGAUGUCCGGCCGCAGCUAGCUACGCUGGUGUUGUUCCGUGUCAUUACGGGCUCCGAGCACGUCAUUAAGAAGAGCUGGAAGCAUAUCAUCCGUAUAUGGCUCAACCUCUUUGUGAACAAGCUCAUACCUCCGUUCUUUUCCACGGAGGCUGACAAGCUUGCGCUACCAUCGAUCCCCCUGCAACCGCCGUCGCAAGUGGUUGACCGCGGCGCUAAGCAGAACGAGUCGGGCUUCUUCUCGGCGUUUACGUCGUACAUUUCGAGCUAUGCCGCUGACGACCCGCCCGAACCGUCUGACGAGGAGCUGGAGAGCACGCUCUGCACCGUGGAUUGCGUGAACCAAUGCCACAUGGGUGAUGUAUUUGCUAACAUUGCAAAUCUUCCUAGCAGUAGCCUCGAGGCUCUGGUCGACGCUCUGCUUGACCAGAUUCCUGAAGACAGCGGGUCAGUUGUGAUAACGGUCAAGGCCGAAAACAUUCCUCCCUCUCAAGCCAAUGGCCAGAAACCGCGGCAGAGAAGCGCUGUUUAUGACCCUGCCUUGGUUUACAUCCUUGAAUUCUGCACUGUACUCGCUCUGCGCGACGAUAGUACCGUUGAGCUCCUCGGGAAACGAGUGACAGAGGCGAUCCAGGCUAUUCUGAGGGAUGUGCCGCGGUACCACCCGAUUCUCAUUGAGCGGGCAACCUUUUACCUCUUCUCCUUACUUCAGGCUAGCUACGACUACGACUACAUCCGGGUCCCUAUUCUCCUGCACACCGUUUCAAGCUUCCCUAAUGACACGCUAGUCAAGACGUCCGGCCUUGUCCUGCGCGGACUCAAGCUCUGCAUCGAGAAGCCGAGCCCGAUGAGGAAUGAGAUCAUGACGUCGCCGGAUUUCUGGGCAAUACUACAGGCACUCGCAGUGCAUGCCGAGUCAGCGCCCGUGGUAUUUGCCAUUCUGGAGAGCGGCGUCUCGGCCACGCCACCGGCCAUCAUGGCGGAUAACUACGAGGCGGCUCUGGCGCUGCUGAAUGAGUUUGCCUCGAUGGCUAGCGUGGGCGCCGUUGCGGAGCAGAAGAACGACCGGAGACAGGGGAGGAAGGGAGGGAGGCCUGUAAAGCAGGAGAAACCGAGUGAGAAUGCUGUGGUAGAACGGGGCGUCAAGGCCGUGGAGAACAUCUAUCGCUUGACUACCCGCAUCCCGCAUCUCAUGAAGCAGUCUCACCUGGAGAGCAACGAAGCAUGGUCUGCCUACUGGCUGCCAAUCUUUCAGGCCCUGACGACGCAAUGCACCAACCCCUGCCGCGAAGUGCGGCAUCUGGCCUUUACCUCGCUGCAGCGGUCGCUCUUAUCGCCAGAGCUGACGUCAAGCGACCACGAAGAGUGGACGGCCAUAUUUGGGGAGGUGCUCUUCCCGCUCAUCCUGCGACUGCUGAAGCCCGAGGUGUUUUCGUCGGACCGCGAUGGCAUGAGCGAGACACGUGUGCAGGCGGCGUCGCUGCUUUCCAAGGUGUUCUUGCAGUACCUGGUGAUUUUGUCCGAAUGGGACGGCAUGCUCGACUUGUGGCUAAAAAUCAUUGAGAUCAUGGACCGGCUCAUGAAUAGCGGGCAAGGGGACAGCUUGGAGGAAGCCGUGCCGGAGAACCUGAAGAACGUGCUCCUCAUCAUGUCCAGCAACGGAUACUUGGUGCCGCCCAACAAGAAUCCGGAGCGGGAGGAUCUAUGGAAUGAAACGUGGAAGAGGAUUGAUAGGUUCUUGCCAAACCUGAGGGCUGAUCUGGCGUUGGAGGAGGAGCCCCCGAAAGCGGAGGAGGCGCCGCCGCCUGCAGCUGCACCAAUUCAGGUAGCAGAAGGGAUACAAACGACUGGAGACGCCGUGGCGUGA